Molecule: messenger RNA, 1908 nt
Organism: Carassius carassius (crucian carp)
Lineage: Eukaryota; Metazoa; Chordata; Actinopteri; Cypriniformes; Cyprinidae
Exons: 5
Coding region: 945-1703 (252 amino acids)
Source: RefSeq, a predicted model, not a curated record
UCCAUACUGUUCAUUUGCUUUUAAAAGACACAGACUGAAAGGAUUGGGUUCGAAACAAACCAGCCCAGAAUUUUCAUGUCUUGCCUACUGCCGAUUUGAAGAUUGUCCAAUCACUGUUACAGUGACUGUGGAUAGUGACAAGGACCUUAAAGCAACAGUUGAAUUUCAGGGUGAACCGUGCAUACAUAAUCGCACUGAACUUAAAAGAAGACCUGUAAGAGCAAAUGACAGAAAAAAAUUAGGGAAGGAAUUACAAAAACAGCUCCCACGAGCAAUGUUUCUAGAGAACAUAGCCAAAAUACCUGAGGAUGUAAUGGAGUCCGGCUGUAGAGAUGUUGCUCCGAGUCGCAAUGUCUUGAAAAACAUUUCAUGGGAAGCCCGUAAGUCAAGCCGCCAACACAGCAAUGAAAUAAUCAGCCUUCAAAUAAUGCUACAAAAGAGAACAAACAGUCCAGAUGAGGUACUCCAGAAAGUGAUGCUACACCCAAAAGGGGUCCUGCUGUGGUCAAAAAGGAGUAUACACAUAUAUCAGGAACGAUGCCAGGAGGACAUAAUUUAUCUAGAUGCGACUGGAAGCAUAAUUAGGAGAGAGACAGGAUCACCUCCAUUCUAUGUAUAUGAGUUGGUGGUCAGAAAUCCACACAAAACCUCAUCUCCAUUUCCUGUUGCCACGUACCUUACUUGCGACCACACCACAGCCUCAGUUUUGUAUUUUCUUGAGGCAUUUCUAACAGACGUGGCAAGGUGGUUUGGAAGGAAGGGUAUGCGGUCACCUGUCAUGGUCAUUUGUGAUGGGUCAAUUGUGUUAAUGCAGGCUAUAUGCAUGGCAUUUGCAAAAAAAAAACCUGACUGACACAAUAAAUCACUAUUACAACAUUGCAAGUGGAAAAGGGAAACCGGAAGAUUUUGAUGUGCCAGUUCUGCAUAGAUGCCUCAGCCAUGUGAUGAAGAAUGCAAAGGAAAUGUGCAGAAAGUAUGCAACAAACCACUACCACCUGGCAAUGCAUGUCUUUGGUGCCCUCACAACUGCAAGCACUUUAAAAGAACUGGAUGACAUGGUUCAAAGUGCUACAGUUGUCUUCUCCAGUCCAUGCUGUGGUGCAAGUGUUGAGAAGCACUUCAAGAACCUGCAAUCGUGGCUGCAGAAAAAAGGGACUCCAUUGGAUGAGACUACCAAGUCUAGGGGUGAUGCAGAGGACUUGAAGGAUAUUACAGGAAGCAACAGAUUUGCAAAAUGUUGCAAUGCAAUUAUUUCUAAUGCCCCACUGGACAAGCAUGGAGAGGUCAAUGUGUACCAAUGCAAAGGGCUUAUUGAUCACCUCAAGAAAUACGUUCUGCCAUUUGCUGGAUUAUGGACCGGGAUAAUGCUAGGUGACCUUGGACGACAUGGGACAGGACCACAGUAUAAGCAGUGCUCCAGGAGAUACAAUGCCCUGAGAAAGCUUACAAGACAAAACAUUACACAGGACAACAAAACUCAAGGAGUAAUGGAAAAGAGUCAGUGGGACUUGAAACAUAUUCGUUUUACUUCUGGCCGGCUCACCAGGCUUGAUGACUUUGUAGCCCAGUAUCGGAUUAGCCACACUGCACUCCUGAAGGAGUAUGAGGACUCGAAAGAGUUUUCCGAAGGAAGGUUAGAAUAUUUUGGAAAGGACUAUAACAGGAGAAUUACAUGUAGUGUGUCAUUCCAUUCUAUGCUUUGAUAUGUAAACCAUAUCUACAAAUCCCUUACUUUAUGUAGACUUACAGAGUAGAAAAAUAAAUAUGGAAAGAAAAGCAACAGAAAAAACGGGGUAGAUAUGUCUCAGCAAUUCCCAAGCCUUUCCCUUUCAAGACAUCAAAAAAGAAGGUAUAGUGUCAAUGUAAUGCUUUCAUGCAUUCUACAGAAAUAAAUGAAAUUCAUAAUCU